Molecule: messenger RNA, 2220 nt
Organism: Pocillopora meandrina
Lineage: Eukaryota; Metazoa; Cnidaria; Anthozoa; Scleractinia; Pocilloporidae
Source: the annotation of a GenBank genome assembly
AUGAGUUAUCUAUGCCGAUCUAACUGUGUGAGCAAAGAAACCAAAAUUUUUUUAAUCCGUUUCUCUUUAUUCUUGGGUUUUCUCUACGGCGGUGCUUUCCUGUUCAUGAUGAUAGAAGAAGAAGCGACGAAAGAACAGAUCGAGAAAAAUAAAGCUGAAUUGGAAAUUUUAAAGAAUAUAACGAUGGAUAAAUACAAUAUGACUGAUGAUGAAUUUGGAAUACUCGUCAACAAAUUGAAGACAACAGCGUAUGCAAAUUUGCCGGAAUGGAGCUUUGAACAUGCUACCAGUUUUACACUGCAGCUUUUGACUACAAUUGGUAUGCAAUGGCUAUGGUUUUCUAAACCACUUUAUCGUUUAUGUAGGCUGUAUACUUCUUGGUAAAAGCCAUAUGCGGUUAAUGCUUGCAAAUGUCAUUUUUGUAAAUAUCCACAACAAAAGUUACACCUGCAAGCGCCUGUGAUAUUUCUUACGAUAACUUUUAACUUUCCAGCAUAAGAUAAUGUUAUUCCCUUUUCUAGUUUUAGCUCCCAAUUAAUAGCCAAACACAUCAAACCUUGAGUGUCCACGACACAAAGAAUCGAAAGUAUCAAGUGGAAUAUUAAUCUAGUUCAAUUUCACGGUGACUUUAGUUGAACCCUUGCUAAUUUAUGAAACUCUCCGAUUCAUUACUGAAGAGCUGCCUGUCUUUCAGUGUCAUGGGGGUCAUUUCAAAACUUUGGUCCGCGGAAACUUGUAGUCAGAACAUUCGUUCAUUAUCAAACGCAAAGAGUAAGCAGAAAAAAAAUUCCUACCGUUUCUAACAAACUUUAUUAAUUCUACGAUCCAUGUUAUACCCAUUCUACUUAAAACGCAUUGGUAACAAAUGUAUUUCUUCUAAUUCAAGUAGUGAUCGAGAUGUUUCCUUCUGUCCCCAGACUGGUAUCACUUUUAGAUUUAAACUUAAGAUCUUUUAUUUUUAAAAACCUUCUUAAACGAUUUUAAUUUUGUGUAAAUAUUGAUUUAGUUUUCAUAUUUUCUUAUAUUUUGAGAUCACGAAGCGCCUAGAGCGAGCCGGAUAGGCGCCAUACAAGCAUUGGCUAUUAUUAUUAUUAUAAUUAUUAUUAUGAUGUUUCGUCUAUUCGAUUCCUUAUGGGGACUCAAUAUUUUUUCUUAGUCCCACGCUUGUAAUAAGACGAAAAACAUCUUUCUCUAUGUUUCAUCUAGUCUAUUUUUUUUUCUAUUUUAGAAAGUCCCUCUGCUUAAUUUAGGGAAAAUACAUUCUAGUGACUACGUUUAAAACAAAUUUUUUUCCAGUUGUUAUUUCAGUGUUUACCUUGCACAAAAGUCCAUUGAGAAGACACAUUAAACAUACAUUGACAUCUAAAUUAUUCGCUUUUUGUCGAAGUGCCCAGUUAAUUACAGCAUUUUCAACACAAAAACAUUUUAACGUCACAGGUUAAGGUAACAACACGUUGGGGACUGCUGCAAGACAGAUUACUACCAUCUUCUUUGCUUUUUAUGUGCCUUUACAAAGCUACUGUCACAUCCAUUAGGAAAGUACAGUUAGUAAGUCAUUUAUAGCAUUUUAGCAAAGCAUUAAACAAGUAACAUCUUUAUUUGGCAGGUUAUGGAAACAUCACGCCAAGGACCGCUGCGGGACAGAUUAUUACGAUUGUAUAUGCCAUUUUUGGUAUACCUCUAACGAUUCUCACUCUUAAGUCCAUUGGCGAGGGAUACAACAGCAUGGUCAAGUGGCUUAUAACAAAGUUCGAAAACUGCCUCUGUAGAAAGCAAAAUGAGAGUAAAAACCUUGAACUGAAGGUUCUAUUGGGCAACAUCUUCGUGCUAACAUCCAUUGUGUUCUCUGCAGCAGCAGCAUCACAAGCCACUAACGGCUGGAGCAUUAGGCAGGGUGUGUAUGUAUGGUUCAUCACUCUGACUACCGUGGGCUUCGGAGAUUUUGUUCCAGAAGCGAUGAUGAAAAUUCAACCUUCUGAAUGGAUUAUCCCUGGGUUGUGUUUCAUGGCUGGGGUUGUCGAUUCCAUGGUUGAAUAUUUUACCAAGGCUGAUUUCGAGCUUAACCGUAACAACAGUAAAUGCUUUUGCUGCAACAAUUCCCUUCAGUCUGUACAGGUGGAAGAUGAUGGUACCAGGAAGCACUCGUCCAAUGAUCUGGGACUCGAAGAGGCUCAUCAGCAAAGACGGGAUGCAAGAUCCACCGGAGAUACAAAAUUUUAA